Molecule: messenger RNA, 1216 nt
Organism: Corylus avellana
Lineage: Eukaryota; Viridiplantae; Streptophyta; Magnoliopsida; Fagales; Betulaceae
Product: BTB/POZ domain-containing protein At1g01640
Molecular function (GO): protein binding
Source: RefSeq, a predicted model, not a curated record
GCUAAAUCUACCAAAAGGUCCCAAACCCUAAAUGCUAAAUCAGACGUCUCCAUCUUCCUUUCACUCUAAAAUACCAGCUACUUACAAAAAACAAAAAAAGACAAGCUACCCCUCUACAGCAGCCCGUUACACACAGCGGCUGAUGGACUGCCGUAUCUGUACACCACAACAUGUGCUUAAUCAUGGGUUUGUUACUGCGGGUAAAAUAUGUAAUGCUUGCAUCGAUGGAGUUCGGAAGAUAAUCGAUCUCAUGAACGAGUUUGAAAGGGAGAAAGGAAGUGGUAUUACACGAAAGUCGUCUGAGACACUCGUGCAUGUUUCACACUGGAUGUUGGAUGCGAAGCAUACGAAAAAUAGACUAAAAGAGGAAGCAAAUGGACUAAAAGAGGAAGCAAAUGGACUAAAAAAGGAAGUAAAUGGACUAAAAGAGGAAGUAAAUGUACUAAAAGAGGAAGUUAGCUUUCUUGGCGCUGGUUUCUUUACUGCACUUAAAGAUCAAACUCACACCGAUAUACAGCUCAAGCCAGCCAAUAAUGGGCUUUCCAUGCCCGCACAUAGAGCUUUACUGGCAGCAAGAUCACAAAUCUUUAAAAAUAUGCUAGACUCAGAGUCAGAUGUAUGUAAAGUGCCACCAAUGGACACCCUAACAUUGUCAGAGUUGAACUAUGAAGAGCUCGAGUGCCUUUUGGAAUUCCUCUAUAUUGGGAGCUUGCCUAAAGAAAAAGUGGAGAAGCAUGUAUACUCUUUGUCACUAGCAGCCGACAAGUAUGAAAUCUCAUACUUACAGAAGUUUUGUGACCGUCACAUGUUUAGGUCUAUGAAUACAUCCAAUGCUCUUGAUUUUUUAGAGAUCUCAGAUAUUUGUUCUAACAUAUCCCUGAAGGAGUCAAUUUUGAACUUCAUCGCCAAAAACAUGGAGGACAUAGCUUUCUCAGAUAGAUAUGAGGAAUUUGCACUCAAGAACCCACAUCUCUGUGUGCAGAUAACAAGGGCAUCAUUGAUGGAAGCCAAAAAGAAAAUGAUUUCAUUGUAAGGGAAUUACUGGACAGAAUGAGAUAUAUGUGUUCAUUUCUCUAGAUAAAAAUAGCUAAGAACUUAUUCCUGUGGAAUCUUAUUGUUUAUACAUAGACUUUGUUUUCUUAAUGACAUUAGAUAUGGGUGAGAUUUGUAUAAAUUUUUAGAAUUUAUAAUGUUUUUUAUAUUACUCUGACAAGAA